AUGACACGAGAAAAAAUCAAUUUGCCCUCUACGGAUGCCUUUGUCAGUGUCUUGCUACUUGAUGGCGGCAGUUUCGUCGGCGAUUGGAGCCUCAUGCAUGUUGGCCAGACCGGGAAAUUUCGCCUGUACAAUUGGGCAUUUCAUAUAACACACAAGGAAAAACAUAUACUUUGGGACUUAGGAUUAGAUGACAACUGGGACUGCUACACGCCUUGGAUCACCAAGCACAUGCUGCAGUUUGUUAACCAUGUUGGCCCAAGGCGUACCGUUGUGCAACAGUUGUCCGAACGGGGCGUUUCAGCCACAGACAUUGAUUCGGUUAUUUUCAGCCACGCUCACUGGGACCAUUGCCGACCGAUUUCCGACGUGUUUCCAAAUGCAAAGGCGCGUUUUGGUCCGGGCACAAAAUCAGCAUGCCAGCCAGGUCAUUGGAAAGAUCCCAACUCGCAGUGGGACGGGCGCUUCUUUGACCCAGAGCACGCCACCGAGACUUUGGAAGAAUUACAGGGCGACUGGAAACAGUUCGGACCAUUCGAAAGGGCUCUAGAUUAUUUCAGAGAUGGCAGCUUUUGGAUCUUAGAUGCACCAGGACACAUGCCAGGCAAUCUUGCUGCCGCUGCCAGAUUGCAAAACGGCGAAUGGGUCGUUCUUGGGAGCGAUUGUUGUCAUUCGAGGGAAUUACUCGAUGGCGUACGCGAAAUUGCCGAGUUUACAAGUCCCGAGCUGAAGCCCAUGUCUCUCCACACAGACGUUACAUCUGCUAGAGACACCAUAGCCAAACUGCGGACAUUAGAAACUGACUACGGAGCUCACGUAGCGCUCGCACACGACGCCACGUGGCUGAAGAAGGGCACAGAUAAGGUGCUGAUGUCGCUGCUAGAUGCGAGGAUGAAGGUGGCGGCUAAAGAAAAGAUAGUUCACGAUGAGAUACCUUAG
Bipolaris oryzae ATCC 44560 is the source of this 936-nucleotide messenger RNA. RefSeq lists its product as uncharacterized. The record is from RefSeq and is a predicted model, not a curated record. NCBI's taxonomy places the organism in Eukaryota, Fungi, Ascomycota, Dothideomycetes, Pleosporales, Pleosporaceae. The transcript is spliced from 5 exons. The coding region runs from base 1 to 936 and encodes 311 amino acids.